AUGGCUGCCUUUGCCGAGAGAGCUGGACCUAUGAAGGCAGCGUUUGUGAGGAGUGGUGCUGCAAUCCGGACGGCGAUUCUGGCGGACCUUGGUGCUUCGGAGUCCUGGAGCUACCUAGGAAAAGAGUGCACGAGCUCGUGCUGCAAUCCUGACGAUGACCCAUUCGGAGAGUGGUGCAUGGUGGAAGGCAGGGCGUGCUCCGGCAAGACGCGUGGCUAUUGCUACCCCUCAGUGCCUCCACCAGAGGGCGCAGCGCCAGAUGCAGGCAUUCCUAGCCUGGCCCUUGCUUCUUCCAUUCUCUCUAUCGCAGGGUGCUGUGGGUUUUGGAUCAUCUACUGCGUGGUCAGCACAUACAGGAAGGGCAAGCAGAUCAUGCCAUCUGACUCCUAUGAGGCAGACUUUGUUGGAGUAGCUGUUCCUGCUGAGGCCUCCAAGGAUGUGCCUGGGCACUCAGAAGUUCGAGGGUCACACCUGGCAGACGCAGCAGAAGUGGACGACGCCAAAGCCAAGCGCAGAGUCCGUCCUGCAAACGUUCUGGCCGGCAGACCGCAUUGCAGCGCCCAGCCUUCCAGCAGAAGCGAGGCAGACGACGCAGGGAGGUUGAGCCCAAGGUCAGAACGUGGUGGCCAAACUGAUGACCAUGCAGACGCAGGUGAAGCGGCGCAGGCGGAGACGGUGCGCCAGUCCGGGGCAGAACUUGCAGAAGGUUGA
Molecule: messenger RNA, 711 nt
Organism: Effrenium voratum
Lineage: Eukaryota; Dinophyceae; Suessiales; Symbiodiniaceae
Source: the annotation of a GenBank genome assembly